AUGUCGGUCGUUGAACAACAACAAUUCAACGAGAAGCAGGAGGCACGACUGCCUCCUCACUCUGAUUCCAACGAUGACUCGUCCGACGACCUCGAAAGGGCCUCCAAGGCAGACAAGGCCAAGAAUGGAGGCGCCACCGACGGUAUUGUCGAGGUGAGCAGCGAGGCCGACUCGGAGGAGGCCCUGGCUGCUGCCCGUGCCAAGGAGGCUCAAGAGGGCGGCACGAUCAAGUACCGAACGCUCUCGUGGCAAAAGGCGGCUAUCCUUCUGUUCACAGAAUACGUCUGUCUUGCCAUCCUGUCGUUCCCGUGGGCUUUCAGCUAUCUCGGUAUGGCUGGAGGUCUGCUAGCCACCUUCGGAGUUGGCCUCGGUGCGCUCUACACGUCUCUGAUCUUGUGGAGAUACUGCUUGCGCCACCCCCAACUCCUCAACAUUUGCGACAUCGGAUACCAGAUCUUUGGCAAGAGCAAGAUCGCCUACGAGCUUACUGCCAUCGCGCUAGUCCUCAACAACGUUUUCAUUAUGGGUCUGCACACGCUCACUGGAUCCGAAAUCCUCAACACGCUCUCUGAGCACGGUACCUGCACGCUUGUGUUUUCAUUGGUCAUCAUGAUUCUUUCCAUUAUCCUCACCUUGCCGCGAAAGCUCGAGCAGCUCACCAGCCUCGGUAUCAUCUCGGCCGUUUCCAUGUUCAUCUCGAUCAUGCUCGUAAUGAUUUUCACCGGCAUCCAAGGUCCCAACCCCGACGUCAAAGACUUUAACGAGCCCGUUCGCAUCUCGGCCUUUGCACCCGCGGGAACUGGCUUCGUCAACGGUUUCUCAGCUUUCCUGAACAUCGUGUUCACCUGGAUCGGCCACAUCAUGUACCCCACCUUCAUUGCCGAGAUGAAGGACCCACGCGAGUUCCCCAAGGCGCUGUACGCUGUCACCAUCGCCGAAUUCAUCCUGUUCAGCGUGACGGGCAUCGUCGUGUACCGCUACACUGGACAGUACACUACUGCUCCCGCCGUGGGAACUCUGCGACCGGUUUACAAGAAGAUCGCCUUUGCCUUUGUGCUUCCGACCACGAUCAUCAUUGGCGUUCUGUACGCCUCGGUGGUGGCUAAGUACCUCUUUGGACGCAUCUUUAUGAACACGCGACACUACAACAACCACACCGUCAUCGGAUGGGUUGGAUGGAUCGGCUGCGUAACCAUCACCUGGGUGGCUGGCUGGGCGAUUGGCGAAGCUAUUCCCUUCUUCGGAUCGCUCCUCAGUCUCAUGAGUGCGCUGUUCGAUUGCUACUUUGGCUACAUCUUCUGGGCCUUUGCCUUCUUCGAGCUAUACAAAGGUCAACUCUGGGUCGGACAGCCCUGGACCAGGAAGCUCGAAACCGCCUUCCAAUACGUUUUAAUCGUUGCCGGGCUAUUUAUCUUGGGUCCCGGUCUUGCAGCCUCCGUGAAGUCCAUCAUCGAGAACUACCACACCGGCAGCGUCAAAGCUCCCUUCACUUGCGCAGACAAUUCACUUUGA
Sporisorium graminicola is the source of this 1512-nucleotide messenger RNA. RefSeq lists its product as uncharacterized. Gene Ontology annotation, cellular component: vacuolar membrane. The record is from RefSeq and is a predicted model, not a curated record. Gene Ontology annotation, molecular function: amino acid transmembrane transporter activity. The transcript has 2 exons. NCBI's taxonomy places the organism in Eukaryota, Fungi, Basidiomycota, Ustilaginomycetes, Ustilaginales, Ustilaginaceae. Bases 1 to 1512 code for a protein of 503 amino acids. Gene Ontology annotation, biological process: amino acid transmembrane transport.